CGCAAAGACCAGACUAUAAGUAUAGCGGAACCGUGGUGAAGUGUUUUUCAUGAAAACUAAACAUGGCUGCGUCGCGUCUGUGUGUUUUCCUGGCUCUUUUAGUGUGCGCAAAGGUGGUGGCUGCACAGUCUGUCUGGUGUGAUCUGAUGUGCGACGACGAUGACGAUGACGAUUAUUCUGACGAGGACGUAUUCGGUGACAUUUUCGGGCUCAUAUUCGACCCUUGCAGCGGCUGCAGUUCCAAGCCUACGAAGAGCAAGACGACCACACCUGCACCGGGAAUGCAGCAGCCUUUGAGCAUUGUUAUACCGCCAGCUAACGGCGUGAACCUGACAAUGUUGAACACGGGGACCUCAUGGCUCAUGAACUUCAUGCCGUGGCCCUUCAAGCCGUCUGCCUCAGCUCCGUCCACAACAGCCGCCCCCGCCACCACCGCGGGUACCAAGCCAGCGGGCAAUACCACUGCACCUGCUACUACUGCUAAACCUUAUAAAAUAUGAACGGGCUUCUAAACGGACCAUGUUUUCACUGCAACAUAUGGCGGCAACUAUUGGUGUCUUGUGCCUACCAUGGUUGUCAUUUGUAUCUUUCAUCGAACACGGGUUACACAUCAUGGCCGAUGAACUUUGCUGUGGCUCUUCAAGCUGACAAACUCAGCUCCUUUAAUAACGACGAGUGUCAUUUGGCCUAGGCACAUAGCUAUAGACUAGCAUAGAAUAUUAAAGAUCAUAUUUUCCCACAUAAACAAGGCCUUCGAACUUCCUUUUAUCGUGACUUCAUAUAGGUAAAAUAACUCACAGUUCCUUUUAACACAAUCUUGUUUGCUUAUGCAUAAACAAGGAACGGUGUUCAAACGCCGGUCCUAGUAGUAGGGAAGCCAGCGAUAUUUAAUUUAAAGUUACUGAAAUACACUUACUGUUACAACAACAACAUACAACUUGUCAGUUACUGACAUACUGACAAGUUGUAGACUUGUAGAGGCUUUGGUAAUUUUCUUCUUUGUAUAUAAUGACAUUUAUGUUAAUUAUGUGACGGUUACCAUCGUAAUUUCGCUCCCGAUCUUUUUAAAUUACUAACGGCCCAAUAGAAAGAUGCAAAAAAUAAUUUCCAGAUUAAAUAAAACUUUCAUUUUAACUUAACUUGAAGACAAAUCUCUCAUAUUAAAAUCAAGAAUCAUUCAUAUCUGUGCACUUCAGUAACUUUAAAGAUAACUUGGGCUUCCCUACCAUAUAUAAAACAGCACUGUUUUUGUGCGGUAACGCCAGUUACACGUGCCCGUUUGUUUUUCGCCUCGCACACGAAUAUGUAACUGUAAAACAAAAGAAAAGAAUCACUUUUCACAAUACAAACAUGUUUAUAAACUUCACCCGGUGAAGCCCAAAGUUGCACAUUUGUUUAGCCCUCAAUUCUUGAAUCCUCGCAAAACUCAAGAUUCCAAUUCUCAAUUUUGGAAUCUUCCGCUAGCUGGGGUAUCAAUCCUGGCCCCAACAAAUAAAAACUGUACUCAGGUAGAAUAGGUAUUAUAGUCCUAGUUCUUAAUCAGACCUACUACAAAUACCUACUGAAACGUGAUUCAUUCGACUUACGUAUGUUUUAAGAAAUAUGUUGUACAAAAUUAAUUCUAAGUUUUAUUUUAUGCGGUACUAUAUACUUAAAUAAAUUGUUAUAAAUAAACAAGGUACUGAAAUAUGUA
Molecule: messenger RNA, 1693 nt
Organism: Leguminivora glycinivorella
Lineage: Eukaryota; Metazoa; Arthropoda; Insecta; Lepidoptera; Tortricidae
Exons: 3
Coding region: 63-500 (145 amino acids)
Source: RefSeq, a predicted model, not a curated record